Pimephales promelas (fathead minnow) is the source of this 4923-nucleotide messenger RNA. The record is from RefSeq and is a predicted model, not a curated record. Lineage: Eukaryota; Metazoa; Chordata; Actinopteri; Cypriniformes; Leuciscidae.
GGAAGCAUGUCUGGCACAGGGGGUGGGAAGCGACCCUCAGGAGGGGAUAGUCCUCCUGGCGCACCUGAAAAAAAGAUGAAGAAAGAGGAGAAGACUACCACCACACUCAUUGAGCCCAUCCGCAUUGGAGGAGUUUCUUCUACGGAGGAGAUGGACAUGAAGGUCAUUCAGUUCAAGAACAAGAAGCUCUGCGAACGCCUUGAACAGAGGCAGGCUUUGGAGGAUGAGUUGAGGGAGAAGAUUGAGAAACUGGAGAAGAGGCAGGCCACUGAUGACACCACCCUGCUUAUCGUCAACCGCUGCUGGACUCAGCUUGAGGAAAAUAUCCAUGAAUUGCUGCAGCAUGUAGAACCUAAGGAUGCCCCAGCUCCUGUCCAGACCCCUACCUCCCCUCCUGUUCCGACAGACGCCCCAGUUCCUGCUGUAGCCCCAUCACCUGCUCCUGAACCUUCUGCUCCUUUGCCGGCUCCAAUGGAAGUGGAUGAUGGCCUCCCCCGGCCGCCUCCUGAGGGGGUGGAAGAACCACCACUACCAGUGCAAGAAAAGGAACAGACACAGGAGCAAGAGAAGCAACAGCAGCCUGACUCUGAGGAGAAACUGACUGAUGUACCAGUGAAGGAUGCAAUUCCCGCCCCUCCACCUCCACCUCCUCUCAGUGUGAGCGCAAAGGCUUUUCUGGCAACUCUGGAUAACUGCAGUGAGGAGGAGCUGACACUGCAGCUACAGGACAGGAUGCAGUUCAGCAAGGGUGCUGUGGCCUGCAUGGUCUGCAUCUUUGACCGCCUGCAUAGCAGCAUUGACGAGCUGUGUACUAGAGUGGAGUCAGCUGUUUGUGAAGAUGACAGUCAGCGAGAGAUAAUUGCCACAAACCACACACUUCUAGAGGAAAAUAUUCGACUGCAAGACCUUGCUUCCUCCCUUCAAGGGAAACACCACAAAAUGUCAUUAGAGUAUAAUGAACUGGUUGACAAAGUUACGAGUUCUGAGACUAAAGUGUCUGAAAUGGAAACGGCUGUGGAGGACCUGCAGUGGGACAUUGAAAAACUCCGCAAGAGAGAGCAGAAGCUGAAUAAACACCUAGCAGAAGCUCUGGAGCAGCUUAAUUCCGGUUACCAUGCAACUGGCAGUUCUGGUGGGUUACCAGGUGGUCAAAUCACACUCAGUAUACAGAAGUUUGAAUCUCUGAAUGCCGAGUUAGAGCAAAACCAGGAACUUGCUAACAGCCGCAUGGCAGAGCUUGAGAAACUUCAGCAAGAAUUACAAGAAGCUGUCCGGGAGAGCGAGAAACUAAAGAUGGAUUUGAGGAAUAUACCAGAGGAAGUGUUGAAGGAGACGCCAGAGUACAAGUGCCUCCAAUCACAGUUCUCUCUGCUGUACAAUGAGUCUCUGAGUGUGAAGACCCAGCUGGAUGAAGCCAGAGCUCUGCUGCUCACAGCCAAAAACGCACACCUGCGGCAGAUAGAGCACAUGGAGAGUGACGAGUUGUCUCUUCAGAAGAAGUUACGCACUGAGGUCAUCCAGCUUGAGGACACGCUGGCCCAGGUGCGCAAGGAGUAUGAAAUGCUACGGAUAGAGUUUGAACAGAAUCUUGCUGCCAAUGAGCAAGCAGGCCCAAUAAACAGAGAAAUGAGACACUUAAUCAGCAGUUUGCAGAACCAUAAUCAUCAGCUGAAAGGAGAUGUGCAGAGAUAUAAGAGGAAACUACGUGAGACACAGAUGGAAAUAAACAAGUUGAAGUGCCAGAGUGGAGAUGCAAGUGCGCUGAUGUUGGAAGAAAGCGUGGGUGAUGGAGGACUGGAGGUAAAGAAAGAGGAAGAUGAGGACCAGGAGGAGGAAGAAGAGAGAAGGAGAGAGCUGGAAAGGCAACGUGCACGGGAGAGAGAGAGGGAGGCGGAGAGAGAGAGGGAGCGAGAAAGAGAGCGGGAGAGACAGCGCAGUGACGAGCUGAAGAGGAAGGACUCUGAUGCGCUGAAGAUGCUGAGAGGAGAGCUCAAAAAAGCUCAGGAGUCUCAGAAGGAAAUGAAACUACUGCUAGACAUGUACAAAUCAGCCCCAAAGGAGCAGCGAGAUAAAGUGCAACUCAUGGCUGCAGAAAAGAAGUCCAAAGCAGAGGUGGAGGAGUUGAGGCAGCGAGUGCGGGAACUCGAGGAGAGGGAAAGAAAAGAAAGCAAGAAACUGGCAGAUGAAGAUGCCCUCCGCAAGAUCCGUGUGGCCGAGGAGACCAUCGAACACUUGCAGAAGAAACUGGCUGCUACUAAACAGGAGGAAGAGGCUCUGCUGAGUGAGAUGGAUGUGACGGGUCAGGCUUUUGAAGACAUGCAGGAGCAGAACAGCAGGCUCAUGCAGCAGCUCCGAGAGAAAGAUGAUGCCAACUUUAAACUAAUGAGUGAGAGAAUUAAAUCCAACCAGAUUUACAAGCUUCUGCGGGAGGAAAAAGAGGAACUGGCGGACCAAGUGCUCACAUUCAAAACCCAGGUGGACGCUCAGCUGCUGGUAGUGCAGAAACUAGAAGAGAAGGAAGGUGUCCUGCAGAGCACACUGGCUGCUCUGGAGAAAGAGUUGGCGCUGCGCACUCAAGCACUGGAGCUCAACAAGCGCAAGGCGGUGGAGGCGGCCCAGUUGGCCGAGGACCUUAAAGUGCAGCUGGAACACACUCAGACCAAGUUGAGGGAAAUCCAAGCCUCCGUAUUAGACAACCGCUCUGCCCGUGAAAGGGAGAGUGCCAACCUCAAGAGAGCACAGGAGGACUUGUCCAGGCUGCGGCGUAAGCUGGAGAAACAGAAGAAAGUUGAAGUGUACACAGAUGCUGAUGAGAUUCUGCAAGAAGAAAUUAAUCAGUAUAAGGCUAAAUUGCGUUGUCCCUGUUGUAAUACACGAGAUAAGGAGACUGUCCUCACCAAGUGUUUCCACGUCUUCUGCUAUGAAUGCUUGAAGACUCGCUAUGACACUCGCCAGAGGAAGUGCCCCAAAUGCAAUGCUGCAUUCGGAGCAAAUGACUUCCACCGCAUCUACAUCACCAAUGUCAUAAUUGUUGUUUUUCAGUUGAAGUGCCAGAGUGGAGAUGCAAGUGCGCUGAUGUUGGAAGAAAGCGUGGGUGAUGGAGGACUGGAGGUAAAGAAAGAGGAAGAUGAGGACCAGGAGGAGGAAGAAGAGAGAAGGAGAGAGCUGGAAAGGCAACGUGCACGGGAGAGAGAGAGGGAGGCGGAGAGAGAGAGGGAGCGAGAAAGAGAGCGGGAGAGACAGCGCAGUGACGAGCUGAAGAGGAAGGACUCUGAUGCGCUGAAGAUGCUGAGAGGAGAGCUCAAAAAAGCUCAGGAGUCUCAGAAGGAAAUGAAACUACUGCUAGACAUGUACAAAUCAGCCCCAAAGGAGCAGCGAGAUAAAGUGCAACUCAUGGCUGCAGAAAAGAAGUCCAAAGCAGAGGUGGAGGAGUUGAGGCAGCGAGUGCGGGAACUCGAGGAGAGGGAAAGAAAAGAAAGCAAGAAACUGGCAGAUGAAGAUGCCCUCCGCAAGAUCCGUGUGGCCGAGGAGACCAUCGAACACUUGCAGAAGAAACUGGCUGCUACUAAACAGGUGGAGGAAGAGGCUCUGCUGAGUGAGAUGGAUGUGACGGGUCAGGCUUUUGAAGACAUGCAGGAGCAGAACAGCAGGCUCAUGCAGCAGCUCCGAGAGAAAGAUGAUGCCAACUUUAAACUAAUGAGUGAGAGAAUUAAAUCCAACCAGAUUUACAAGCUUCUGCGGGAGGAAAAAGAGGAACUGGCGGACCAAGUGCUCACAUUCAAAACCCAGGUGGACGCUCAGCUGCUGGUAGUGCAGAAACUAGAAGAGAAGGAAGGUGUCCUGCAGAGCACACUGGCUGCUCUGGAGAAAGAGUUGGCGCUGCGCACUCAAGCACUGGAGCUCAACAAGCGCAAGGCGGUGGAGGCGGCCCAGUUGGCCGAGGACCUUAAAGUGCAGCUGGAACACACUCAGACCAAGUUGAGGGAAAUCCAAGCCUCCGUAUUAGACAACCGCUCUGCCCGUGAAAGGGAGAGUGCCAACCUCAAGAGAGCACAGGAGGACUUGUCCAGGCUGCGGCGUAAGCUGGAGAAACAGAAGAAAGUUGAAGUGUACACAGAUGCUGAUGAGAUUCUGCAAGAAGAAAUUAAUCAGUAUAAGGCUAAAUUGCGUUGUCCCUGUUGUAAUACACGAGAUAAGGAGACUGUCCUCACCAAGUGUUUCCACGUCUUCUGCUAUGAAUGCUUGAAGACUCGCUAUGACACUCGCCAGAGGAAGUGCCCCAAAUGCAAUGCUGCAUUCGGAGCAAAUGACUUCCACCGCAUCUACAUCACCUAAUUUAAAGUGGACUUCUUGAUGGACUGAAAACAAUAGAUGAGAAAAGAAGGGAUGAAAGUGGUCUUGAAGCACGGGAUUACCAUGCUGUGGUAUUUUAAAAUGCUCUAAAGGGCCACUUUUGCCCAUCUGUGAUAGGUGGUGCUAGUGACCGAACAGACAGUGACAGAAUGGAAACAGUUGAAGUAGAGUCAUGGUCUAUAGCACACAAGCAGUGCUUCUUCAUUGCAGAGGAAUUCAUUGAGGUUUUUUUCUCUUCAUUUUUUUGUUUUAUACUUGCAUUUUUGAAUCACCAUGAAAAAAAAAAAGACUGUAUCUGCUCAAAUUUCUAAAUAUCAUAAAUGUCAUAAUCCCACAGAAUAUGACAGACUUUUAAAGUUCACAUGAACAGUUUUGUUUUGACAAUUAUGGCCUUAUCCGUUUGAGUCAUACAGUAACUCUAUCCAGUAAUGUAGUCAGUCAGUCAGUCAGUUUCUAUGGUGACACUCAAUGUUAUUGAACCCCUUAAAGUUAGUAAUGAACAGAUGUGAUGGGUACUGGGUGGACUGAGGAGAGUUGCAUAAUUAGAAACAUAAGAUUGUGGUGCAGUGA